AUGAAGCUGUUGACUGUGUGCAUCGCUUUCCUAUCCCACCUUUGGUAUGAGCCCGUGGCGGCAGAGUUCGACUACAUACAGCGGCGGGUCAUCCCAUCCCGCAAGGGUGGCUGGGCUGACGCCUUUCACCAAGCGAAAACACUUGUGUCCCGUAUGUCUGUGGAAGAUAAAAUAUCGCUUGUCACAGGUGUCGUCUUUAAUCGCGCAGGAUGUGUGGGCAACAUCAAUGCCAUAGACUCAAUCCAUUUUCCGGGUCUUUGCAUUCAAGACGGACCGCUUUCCUUGCGUAAUGCCGAUCUUGUCAGCACCUUUCCGGCAGGUGUGACGACGGCGGCUACUUGGGAUAGAGCGUUGAUAUACGCUCGGGGUAAAGCACUAGCGGCUGAAUUUCGUGGAAAAGGUGCUCACGUUUUAAUCGGACCAGUUGCUGGCCCUCUGGGCAGACACCCACUUGGUGGACGAAACUGGGAAGGGUUCUCGCCUGACCCGUAUCUGACAGGUGUGGCUGCCAGUUACUCCAUCAGAGGAAUCCAAGACGGUGGAGUGCAAGCAUGCAUCAAACACCUGAUUGGGUAUGAGCAGGAGACUCAGAGAUCUAAUACUGUAUCCCCAAACGGUACAGAAGUCGCUGGCAUUUCGUCCAACAUCGAUGAUCGCACUAUGCACGAGCUCUACCUCUGGCCGUUUGCCGAUGCGGUAAGGAGCGGUGUCGCUUCAGUCAUGUGCAGCUACAAUCGCGUGAACGAAACCUAUUCGUGUGAGAAUUCGAAGCUGUUGAACGGGCUCCUCAAAACAGAGUUAGGCUUCCAAGGCUACGUGGUAUCGGAUUGGUUUGGGACUCAUUCUGGGGUUAAAUCCAUCCUGUCGGGGCUUGACAUGAAUAUGCCUGGUCCGCUGGGGAGCGAUUCAAUAUCCCAGAGCAACAGUUACUUUGGCCAAAACCUGACUUGGGCAAUUGCAAACUCUUCGAUCCCAGAAAGCAGACUGGAUGACAUGGCACAUCGCAUUCUUACGCCGUACCUACACCUUGGCCAGAAUAAAGCGUUUCCGGCUAUCGAUCCUUCCAAUCUUUACGUUCUUCUCACUGAUUACGGUAUUUCUCCCAGCGCUUAUGGUUUACCUCCCGCGCCUCCUGCACGUGAUGUGAGAGGCGAUCACAAAGAUUUAAUCCGCCAAAUCGGUGCAGCUGGUGUUGUUCUACUCAAGAAUACGCAUUCAACAUUGCCACUGAAAAACCCUGAAAAUAUUGGAUUGUUUGGAUACGACGCCGCAGAUGUAUCCGACGGCGUUGCUUAUCAAGGCACGGCAACCUCGACUCCUGAGUUUGGCUUCAAGAUGGGUACCUUGUCCGUGGGUGGCGGUUCUGGCUCAGCUCGAAAUACUUACGUGGUGUCCCCGCUCCAAGCUAUUCGUAACCGGACCAACGCUCGCUUGCAGUAUAUUCUGAAUAAUGAGUUUAUUCUACGGGGGGACUUUAGUUCGAUUUUUCCAGAACCUGAUGUCUGCUUAGUAUUCCUCAAAACCUGGUCGGAAGAGAGUAGGGACCGCGUGUCCUUUGAGAAUGAUUAUAAUUCCACACUAGUUGUCGAAAAAGUAGCAUCAUUCUGUUCCAAAACAGUCGUUAUCACUCAUUCGUCGGGUGUAAAUACACUGCCAUGGGCUAAGAAUCCCAAUGUUACCGCUAUUCUUGCUGCACACUAUCCAGGCCAAGAGAGUGGCAAUUCUAUAGUGGAUAUCUUGUUUGGAGACAUCAAUCCAUCCGGUCGCCUCCCUUACACAAUUCCUAUCAAAGAGGGUGACUAUGGUAAUCUCAUAGUCAAUAUUAGCGGAUCUGCGGCUUACGAUUCGUCAGCAUGGCAGUCCAACUUUACAGAAGGGCUCCUAAUCGACUAUCGACAUUUUGAUGCGAAUUCAAUUACCCCUCUAUACGAGUUUGGCUUUGGUUUAAGCUAUACAACAUUUGAGCUACAAAAGCCCAUCAAUGUUAAAGCUAUCUCAGCCAUCCGCCAACAGUUUCCGAACGCAGCCUCCGAUACGGUGCCUGGAGGAAACCCCAGCCUAUUUACAGAACUAUUCGAGGUAACAACAAGCGUCAAAAACACAGGCUCGGUUGACGGUGCCUCAGUUGUUCAACUCUAUGUUUCGUUCAACCACAAAGACAUGCCAGCAAAUACGCCUGUGAAAGUGCUACGCGGUUUCGAGAAAAUCAAUCUACAGCCCCAGAGCGAAGCCUUUAUAAAGUUCUCACUCACUCGACGAGAUCUGAGUUUCUGGAACGUAACGGCUCAAGAUUGGCAACUUCCACUUGGCAUUGUGAAUUUGUUGGUCGGUUUCAGCUCUCGCGAUAUAAGACAAGCCAGAAGUAUCAGGCUUUUUUAA
This is a messenger RNA of Trichoderma virens Gv29-8, 2379 nucleotides long. Its product is annotated as glycoside hydrolase family 3 protein. Bases 1 to 2379 code for a protein of 792 amino acids. The transcript has 3 exons. The record is from RefSeq and is a predicted model, not a curated record. Gene Ontology annotation, biological process: glucan catabolic process. Lineage: Eukaryota; Fungi; Ascomycota; Sordariomycetes; Hypocreales; Hypocreaceae. Gene Ontology annotation, molecular function: beta-glucosidase activity.